This is a messenger RNA of Patella vulgata (common limpet), 3677 nucleotides long. RefSeq names its product glutamate receptor 2. Lineage: Eukaryota; Metazoa; Mollusca; Gastropoda; Patellidae. The record is from RefSeq and is a predicted model, not a curated record. Gene Ontology annotation, biological process: synaptic transmission, glutamatergic; modulation of chemical synaptic transmission. Gene Ontology annotation, molecular function: transmitter-gated monoatomic ion channel activity involved in regulation of postsynaptic membrane potential; glutamate-gated receptor activity. The coding region runs from base 176 to 1672 and encodes 498 amino acids. Gene Ontology annotation, cellular component: plasma membrane; postsynaptic membrane. The transcript has 6 exons.
CACGAUACAUGAUCCAAGAAACGGGGCACGCGCAAAUCAUCAGCAGACCUGAAGAGAGAGAACCGACCGUGAAGAUAGAUAGAAAUAGCCGUCUGCUACCUGUCCAGAACUAAGCUAUAUCAGUAUUUUAUAUCGGUACAGGGAAAUGAUAAACCAAUUCUUCUAACCAUUAAAAAUGUACAGGUUUUAUAAACUGCUCGCCACCGCCAUUCUAGGAUGUAGCUGUUAUCUAGAAGGCUCUAAGGCAGAGACAAUACUAGUUACAUCCAUUGAGAAUACACCUUACCUACAAGCACCACCAAGUAAAGAGAAUACCAGCAAUCCAUACACUGGUUUCAUCAAGGAUGUUUUGGAUGAAGUGGCGAAAUUUACAAAGUUUGAUUUUAAAAUUAGUCUGGUUGAUGACAAUACGUUUGGAGCCCAAAAUGAUGAUGGAUCGUUCACUGGGAUGAUUGGAGAGGUCAUGUUAGGGAAAGCCGAUGUCGCUGCUGCUGCUUUAACAGUGACGUCUACUCGACGAAGUGUUGUUGAAUUCUCUCCUACCAUUCAAAACUUCGGCCAUGUUAUUGUCAUGCGCAAACCAGAUGGCAUUCAGACGAACUAUUUAGAGCGGGUAUCUCGCCUUUUUUCUCCACUAGAACAGAGUGUCUGGUUGAUGUCGCUAGUUGCCUUCUUCAUCACGAGCACCAUUCUUUACGGUAUCGCCCAUAGUAACCCGUAUGAAUGGAGGAGGCUAGCUCACGACGGAGAGGCGACACUGAGAGAGGGAGAAACAUUUAAUUGCAUGAAUUCGUUCUGGUUCAUCAUCAGCUCGUGGGCAUUACAAGGAUUUGGUGCCAGGACCCCUCGCUCUAUGGGCGGUAGAACGGUUGUCAUUUUCUGGUGGAUAUUCGUAAUUAUAUUUGUUGCCACGUACAUUGCCAGUCUCACCAAUCUGUUAAGACACAGUCCUGAUGCGUCAGAUAUACAAGCAUCAUUUGGAGGGAUAAAGAGUCUGGAAGACCUCAAUAAGCAGGAUGAGGUCAUGUUUGGUAUGUUGAACGGUGGAUCAACCGAACAGUACUUUAAGGCGGCUAAUAUCCCUUACUUGAAAAAUAUUUGGCAAGCGGUAGACGAAAACCGAGACUUACUUGUGAAUUCUGUUCGUGACGGUAUUGCAAAAGUAAGGCUAUCCAGGUCCAGUGUCCCUUACGCCUUCAUCAUGGAGUCGGCCAUGGCAAAGUAUCACACAAGGAAGAAACCCUGUGACCUUUACUACGCGGGAGACUUAACAAUGACCGGUAAUUAUGCUUUUGCAUACCGACCAGGAUGGAAACACUCGAAAGCUUUUGACAUGGCCAUCAUGCGUCUUAGAGAAAACGGUGCUUUGCAGAUGUUGGAAGAGAGAUGGUUUAGUGGAACCUGUGAGGGGUCUUUCAUUGAUUCUAGUUCUAACGUAGGAGAUAAGUAUCAUGUACCUAGUUUCUUCAAGGUAGAUCUUGGAUCUUUUGGAGGUGCGUUGAUUAUUCUUAUUAUUGGUCUGGUUGCUGGCUGUCUUAUAACUGUAGUGGAAAUCUGUGUUUUCAAAAGGGCCGAAAGGCCAGAACGAGUUAAUCGUCCAGCAGAUGCCGAGCGGAACGACGCACUACAACCCGCAUUAUCGCCAACUGAUCAUAGUGUUACAAAGUUAUGAUAAGAUAUGUGUCUAUGUUUUAAAUUUGGGUUGGUGUAAAACGCCUUCUGUCAAGCCCACAGCAUUCCUAACAUGCACCUUUAUUCAUGACAAACUCUUGGGCUACGUUUGGGUUUUCAAGUCUGUUCAGUGGGUGUUUUAUACCAAUGGUAUACUGUUUGUUUGUUUGUUUUUUUACAUUAACAUUAUCACCGUCAUUAUUGAAAUCACUGCCGGAUUAAGCUAUGGGCUUGGCAGGCUGACGGCUAGGGUUUAAACACAUAGGGUUCCCAGGCCAAGGUCAGGCAGCGCUGGAUUAACCUUCCGAUUUGGCGGGCUGGAGCCUAGGGUUUCAACACCUAGGGUCCUCCGGACAAGGUCAGGCAGCGCUGGAUUUACCUACAGACUUGGCGGGCUGGAGCCUAGCGUUUCAACACCUAGGGUCUACCGGUCAAGUUCAGGCAGCGCUGGAUUAACCUACCGACUUGCCAUGUCGAAGCCUAGUGUCUCAAAUUUACAGGGCCUCCAGUCUUGGGUGUGUAAUAGUUUUGUCACUGCCAUAUGCCGGGGUCUUAAACGCCAGCUACCUCGACCGGCUUUAUUCAAUUUUGUUUAGUAUAGUAUUCGGCACCGAUUGAAAUAGUGAAACUAUUGUAUAGCACUCACAACAUAUCUUUUUUUCACUUUCUAGUAAAUGUACCGAUUUAGAAUCGUUAUCGUGAUCUAGUCAUCAGCACUGAUUAAUCAUAUAUUAACCAGCCCUAUAUUAGAGGGAUAGAACGAUGUAGAUUGAAACGGUUACGGGAUGAAACGACCUACUGCCAGAAUGAUACAUUGAUGCCAAGUCGGGCAGUUAGCAAUUCAUCAUAACUGACAAAUAUGUUAAAAAGUGCAACAUUUUGUAAAGCCACUAUUCAUCUUCUUCUGUUUUUUUCUUCUAGAUAAUAUUUUAUUAUAUAAUAACCAAUUUGUAAGUUUUCUAACGUCGGCGUCGGCGAUCUAUUUUCCUGCUUUCUAUGAUAACGGGAGAUAACCGGUGAUGGCCUGACCAUACCAUUCGAUAUUUAUUCAUUUUUCAGGCGCCUCGUGCGUGCCUUUUAUUUGAAUAUCAAUAAUAUUUUUUUGUUGUUUUUUUAAGAUAAUUGAUGUGUUUCUAUAUUUAUAAAAUCUGCUGGAGUGACACGGUGUUUUUAAUGUUACACCAGCACCAACUGGAUUAUAUUGUAUCACUACCGGAUCAUUGAUAUACUAACCUCUAACAGGGAUGUCAACAAGCAUUCUGCGUGCUUCAUUAUUACACAGUUUCCUCGUCAAAAAAUAAACACCGUCUCAGUUGUGUCUACAUGUUGAAAGCCAUCUUGUUUGAUAAAAAAAACAGAAACCAUUUCAGAAAUUCCUGUAAAUUCUGCUGAACAGCGGGAAAAUGAACAUUUCUGUUUAUUACUGCAAAGACAUCAUCAGGAUAUAUGAAGAGUACAGGGGAAGAACGAUCUAAGUCACAUUUUUGUCUUUCCGCAUAAAAGGCAAAACAUACUUUUGGACGAGAAUGCUUGACGCGACCAGAACAACGAGUGGGUUUAAUUACAACUUAAAAAUGAUGUUUAAUACGAAUCAUAAUUACCAGUACAACAACUGACUUCAACUUUUCAGCCAAUUUAAGGUCAAAUAAAGGGUACAAUAGAGGUAUUUGUCCUGGAGGCCAUUUCAAAAGGGCCUUGGUUCAAUGCGACUCGGAUCGUUUUUACCUGAAAUUGAUUGUUCCACAGAAAGCUUAUACAAUUCGCUACCAGAUGGCGCCAUUAACUGGGGUUCGUUGGAAAAGUGACUUAGAUCGUUCUUCCCCGGGGAUCUUCAUAUGAUUUUGAAAAAUGACUCUAUUUUGGUGCGUUACCAAAUCAUUUGUGUUUAAGUUUUGACGAGUUGUGUAACGUUUGAUUAUAUAACUGACUAAGUGUGAAUAUAUGUGUUUGUUUUUGAGAUAACUCAUUUUUUAAAUCUUUAAUAAAAUUCUGUUAGAAAAAUUUGA